Messenger RNA from Saccharomyces kudriavzevii IFO 1802, 876 nucleotides. RefSeq names its product exosome non-catalytic core subunit CSL4 (gene CSL4). Lineage: Eukaryota; Fungi; Ascomycota; Saccharomycetes; Saccharomycetales; Saccharomycetaceae. Gene Ontology annotation, biological process: RNA processing. The record is from RefSeq and is a predicted model, not a curated record. The coding region runs from base 1 to 876 and encodes 291 amino acids. The transcript has a single exon. Gene Ontology annotation, molecular function: RNA binding. Gene Ontology annotation, cellular component: nuclear exosome (RNase complex); cytoplasm.
AUGAUGUCCAAUUUGCAAUUUCCAAAGACGGCUUAUCCAGGUAAACUAAUAUGCCCACAAUACAGUACAGAAAAUAAAGACGGUGAAGACAUAAUCUUCAAUUAUGUCUGUGGUUCAGGGACUAAACUACUUCAUUUUGAGCACAACGGGAGAUCAAUAGAGGCCAUAACUGCAACACUAGUUGGGACAGUAAAAUGUGAGGAAGAGAAGAACAUUGACAAGGAAGAAGAACCUGAGGCUGACCAAUCUACAGAGGAGGAGCAAUCAGUGGAUGCAUCUUCUAGUGACGUGAUAAAAAGAAUAGUAAAGUUUAUCCGUGUUUCAGUGGUUCCGGGGGGAGAUGAUGAUUGCAGAACCAACAAGUGUGCUAAUAACGAUUUUGCCAACAAUCUACCGAAAGAAGGUGAUAUUGUGCUGACCAGAGUGACAAGACUGUCAUUACAACGUGCCAACGUCGAGAUUCUAGCUGUGGAAGAUAAACCAUCUCCAAUUGAUAGUGGGGUAGGUAGUAAUGGGAUGGGCAUAGUCGCCGCAGGUGGCGGUUCCGGUGCGGCCACUUUUUCCGUUUCUCAGGCAUCAUCCGAUCUAGGUGAGACAUUCAGAGGUAUCAUUAGGUCACAAGAUGUGAGGUCCACCGACAGAGAUCGCGUGAAAGUGAUAGAAUGUUUCAAGCCGGGCGAUAUUGUCAGGGCACAAGUUUUAUCGUUAGGUGAUGGAACCAACUAUUAUUUGACUACUGCCAGAAAUGAUCUGGGAGUAGUAUUUGCCAGAGCUGCCAACGGUGCUGGCGGACUAAUGUAUGCUACAGAUUGGCAAAUGAUGACUUCGCCGGCUACCGGCGUAACUGAGAAGCGGAAAUGCGCCAAACCUUUUUAA